This is a messenger RNA of Leptopilina heterotoma, 2662 nucleotides long. Its product is annotated as sodium-dependent nutrient amino acid transporter 1-like. Gene Ontology annotation, molecular function: L-amino acid transmembrane transporter activity. The record is from RefSeq and is a predicted model, not a curated record. Bases 268 to 2139 code for a protein of 623 amino acids. Gene Ontology annotation, biological process: sodium ion transmembrane transport. The transcript is spliced from 9 exons. Lineage: Eukaryota; Metazoa; Arthropoda; Insecta; Hymenoptera; Figitidae. Gene Ontology annotation, cellular component: membrane.
AAAAAAAACGCGGUAAGAGGUAACGUUUGGUUUUGCAAAGACAAUAUCACGUGAUUAUGAACAAGAAUAAUUGUUCUUAACGUGGAUGCCAUUCAGUCAUAAGCAACUACAAUAGAAACAUAUACAAAAGAAAUAAAACAUAAAAAUAUCAAUUUUUCUGCUUAGUUAUAAAUAACGUGAAGGAUAAAUAAAGUAAAUAUAAUAAAUAUAUAAAGAUUUACCACACAUUUUGUUAAUUAAGUUUAAGGAAUUCAAGAAAAAAAAGUGAUGAAGAAUAGCUCUACAUACAUAAAUGAUGCAUUCAGUCAGGAAAAUGUGCAAAUUGAAUUAUCGAAGACAAAUUCAGAUAAAAAUUUACAAGAGAAGGUUGUCAAUAAUUCCGUUAAUUUGGAAACAGAAAAAAGAAAUUCAACUUCUUCGGUAGAAUUGGUGAAAAAGGAAGAAUGGGGUGGCAGACUAGAAUUCCUAAUGGCGUGCAUUUCAAAUUCUGUAGGACUUGGAAAUAUUUGGCGAUUUCCUUUCACUGCUUUGGAAAAUGGAGGUGGAGCCUUUCUUAUUCCUUACAUCAUCAUUCUUUUUUUAGUAGGAAAACCUUUUUAUUAUCUCGAGGGAAUUUUAGGACAAUUUACAAGUCAGUCUUGUACGAAAACUUGGAACAUGUCACCUGCUAUGAAAGGUUUAGGAUAUGGACAAAUAUUUGUUGCAUUUUGCAUUGUUUCGUACUACUGCAGUUUAAUGGCAUUGACAGUUUAUUAUUUAAUAGCAAGUUUUCAAAGUAUUCUGCCAUGGUCUUAUUGUCGAGAUGAGUGGGGAGGACAUUGUGUUGAUGCUUCAUCAAAUAUUACGAAUUUUGGAAAUGAAACUUUUAGUAGUUCUGCUGAAUUGUAUUUUCGGAAAAUCGUAUUGAAUGAAAUUGAUUCGAUUGAGAAAGGCCUAGGUAUUCCGUCAUGGUCGUUGUUGCUCUGCCUGCUUUUCAGUUGGUUAUGCAUGUUUGGAAUAAUGUCCAGGGGAGUGAAAACUUCGGGAAAGGCAGUAUACUUCCUGGCAAUUUUUCCCUAUGUUGUGAUGAUAAUCCUAUUAAUUAGAGCAGUAACUUUAAGUGGCGCUUUCAACGGAAUUUAUUAUUUCGUAUAUCCAAAGUGGGAGGAACUUUUAAAACCCAAAGUAUGGUAUGCAGCCAUUACUCAAUGCUUCUUUUCCCUGGGAGUCUGUCUCAGUCCAAUUAUAUCUUAUUCUUCUCACAACAAUUUUAAUCAUCCAUUAAGUAGGGACAUUAUGAUUAUUACGACUUUGGAUACCUUCACGAGCCUGAUGGCGGGUUGUACGAUUUUUGGAAUUCUCGGCAAUUUAGCUCAUGAAAUGGGAACAAACGAUGUUUCAAAGGUUGUUCGCGGUGGAUCGGGACUUGCAUUCAUUUCAUAUCCAGAUGCACUGUCUAGAUUUUCGGUUGUUCCGCAAUUUUUCUCCGCUCUCUUUUUCUUUAUGAUGUUUGUCUUGGGAGCUGGAAGUGCUGUGGCUUUACACACCUCAAUUACUGAUGUCGCCCUUCAUUGUUGCUCAAAGCAAAAAAAGUGGAUCAUCAUUUUAGGAACUUGUAUCAUUGGAUUUUUAUCAGGCAUAAUCUACACCACUCCAGGUGGUCAAUGGUUUGUAACACUAGUGGAUUAUUAUGGAGGAACAUGUAUUGCAAUUAUUAUUGGAGUUAUUGAGAUUAUUACAAUUUUCUGGAUUUAUGGUCUGUAUAAUUUUUUGAAUGAUGCGGAAUUCAUGUUGGGCAUAAGGCCAGGAUUUUAUUGGAGAAUCUGCUGGUGUAUUUUAACUCCUCUUCUUAUGAUUGUCAUCUUAUUUUACACAUUCGCGACCUAUGAACCUGUCAAGUAUAAUGAUUUACUAUUCCCAUCUUAUGCUUAUGCCAUUGGUUGGUGUAUAUUUGCCGUAGGAGUUUUACUUAUAGUUUAUUUCAUUAUUCGAGAAAUUCGGAAAAAUAAAGAUGUUUUAAUACUUGAAGCGAUUAAAAGUGCAUUUAAGCCGAAAAAUUGGGGCCCUUUGAGCAGUGAAACUCGAGGUAAAUGGGAAGAAUUCACAGCAGAGCGUAAAAUUAAUCGCAAAAGAGGUCUUUUCGAAUUAUUUUUUAGAUAAUAAUUGUAAUUUUAAGUUUCAAGUUUUGAAAUACAUUGUAGAUUAUAUAAAUAACAUUAAAGUAUCAUUGAAAGCUAAAAACGAGAAAUGUAAAUAAGAAUAAUUUCCACAAACAUUUAUGUGAGUUAACGUUUCGUUACGCCCAACUGAAUGUGGUCAAAAGUUACGCAAGAAAUACCAUGCUUCAAUUUAAAAUAAUAUUAUUGAUAAAAUUACGAAAUAUCAAAUUUUUCUGAUUUACGAAAGAAAAUAUAUCUCUUUUCUUAAAAUAUUUUCUUUUCACAACAAAGAACGUAUUGAUCAGGUCAGUGACAAUGAACUAAAAAAUUUAAAUAUUAAUAAUCUCAUAAUGUUUUUUAAUCGGUAUUUUUCAAGUAAACAAGAAAUGAAUAAAGAGCAAUAUUGUCACGCCUAAUGAGAAAAUGAUUAAUUUUUCCUUAAUCUUAUACAAAAUAAACAGUGCAUUAUAAUAUACAUAUAGAAUAAACAGUAUAUGAUUAUUUUUUGAAACAAACUCCAUUGU